UCCGGACAAAUUGCUAAUUGUUUAUAAGAGGAAUUGUCCACUUUCAGUAGAUUCAAAGUGCUGAAAGUCAACGCCCAUAAAUCUGAGACUGUUCGCAAUUUUAUUAUAAUAUAUGUUUUUAGAGAUCCCAAAACAUGGACCAAACAACGUAUGAACAAACCACUGAGAAAGCUAUCGCCAGUUCAGGGUUAGGAUCGCACCGUGAAUAUAUUAGAACUGUUCCAGGUAUACUCAAAUUAACUGAAAUUGCGGUCAGUGUUCUAGUCCUGAUCUGUGGAUCCAUUGACUACUGGUCACCUUCAGGCGGAGGCUGGGUGUAUUUUGUCGGGGUCUCUGCCAUCAUUACAACACUGAUCGUUUUCUUGUUGCAUUUCUGCGGUGUGGCCAGCAAAUUCAGUCCCAAGCUCUGUUUUGUGGAGUUCUGCUACUACUGUGUGUUUGUGUUCCUGUACAUUACAGCUGGCAUUUCCUGUGCAGCCUUUGCACCUUACUUCCCAUCAGUUGGAGCUGCUGCUUUUUUUGCCUUUGUGGCUGUGGCUGUGUAUGGAGUGGACACAUUCCUUACGUACCGUGUGUGGAAAGGGAGCAUCCCAGCCACAACCACCACAACCACAUAUGAAACCAAAACACAGUACUAAAAGCUGGACAACGGUAGUGUUACUGAUGUGCUGAGCUGAUGCACUGAGACUGGGUGAUGUGCUCUGUUUCUCUUUCUAUUUAUUUACAAUUAAUUUAAUCUUCUUUUUCUUAGCCUAGACUGAACAGAACUCUUUUCUUUUGCUACCUGUAUCAUUUCUUAAUUUUAAAAUAUUAACCCUUUUAGCACUAUAGUUGUAUCAUCACCUUAUGUCAUAGUUGAUAUGUUUUUAUACCCUUUAUUUUGAGCCUCAAAACUAAGGGACCAAUUGUCAAACCAUAUUUAUAUCUUUGUUUUGUAUUUCUAACUUAUUUGUUUGUAUUUACCUAAUUUUUAAACAAUGCACAAUUUUUUAGUUAUUGUAAAACAAUAUUUGUUUACUUUAAACCUUAAACUUGUACUUUUUUUUACCUUUUUGAUUUUAAACCACAUUAAUAUAAAUAGAAUAUAUAUACACUCCUUGUUUUUGUUUGAGUUUAGGUUAUGUAAAAAGUGUAAUUUUAAAAUUAUUUUACAACACAAUCCUCUGUUUUUUGCAGAGUUUUUCACCUUCAUUAAGGCCAGCAGUAUUAUUAUUUUACUUCAUAUUCUUUAGCAAUAUUAUUAAUGAAUUAUUGGCUUAUUCUGAAAGGUCUUUUUUAUUUUAACUUUCAUUUUACCCAACAUUGAAAAGCAAUGGAUGAGCUAAGUGUUUAAGUUAGUAUUGUGUAUACAUUUGAUAAAUGUAAACCGCUUGUAUCAAUGUACCGCUCAUAGUUAUGUCAUAUGUUCAGCUGCCAAGUGUUAAUUAUGAGUUUUUAAAAACAAUGUCAUAAAUAAUUAGCCAUUAGGCAGAUCAAAGGUCAAAGAUGGGCAAAGUAACACCUCAUUGGCUCAUUAUUUUGAAGAAAGAACGACUCAUUAUUCAUAAAGACAUCAGAUCUUUAAAAGUAAUUUGUUUAACAAGUCACCUGUCUUUAUGUUAUGGGCUAACUUCAAUCUUGAAGGUGGCUAUUCAGAUGUGGUUUUGUUCCAUUUUUAUCUCUUAAAAAGUUUAAAUAAUUAAGCAAUAAUAUUUAUUUAUUUUAAAUAAAUCUCGUAACUCAUGUUAGUAUUAUAUACAAAAUUGUGUCCAAACACAUUUUAUCAAUAUUUAAUUUUUUUAUCCAUAUACAAUAUCAGUACUGCAAUUUAAAAGAUAUUAUUCAUAGUUUUAGUUUCCAUCUCAUUCUAAACUAUUCAGUUUAAGUUAUCACAAUACCAGUUAUAAUAGUUUAACAUGAGAUGCUAUUCAUACAAAGUUUGAAUGAACAACAGUGGUUUUAUGUCAAGUUAUUUUUAUCAAAUCUCACACAUUCUAGUUCUCCACUAUUUUCAAACUUGUUGUGUACAACUCAUUCCAAAUCUAUGCUCCAAUAUAAUGUAAAUAGUUUUUCUUCACAAGCAACUCCACUAGUUUAAUAUGUCUAGUCAAUAUCAAUUGAUAUUUUUUGAGAAAGCUGAGUGUAAAGUGUAUACUUUGUUUACAGUUUUAACUUAAUUCUAUGUGCAAUUAAAAUUACUUGAACAAAUUUAUCUUUUGAUAUCUUUGAUAAAGCUGAGUUUAGAAAUGUAUAUCUUAUGAAUAAUCUACAAUUUUUUAACUUUUAUUUUAUAUACACAGAUUACUUAAAUAAAUUUACUUUUAAUUUGUUAUAUAUUGAAACAAACCACUUGCAAAAAAAAAAUUCUUAUGUUACAAGAUUAAAAUGCAACGGCAGAUUUAUUAACAAUGGGGAAAACUAGUAAUUUCUAAAUUAUGUUUUUUAUUGAGAUAUAAAUGUAGAUUUAAAAAUCUGUUUAGUAAGGUCUGAAGUAAAAGUAUACUGUGUAUGUAACAUUAGUAAUUGUAUAGUAAUUGAUAUUAAAUGUGCUCAGUGUUAUUUAAACACCUUUCAAGGUUGUCUGAACUAGUUAAUAUUUUAUUAUAAAAUGUGUUAAUGUUAUUAACUUAUAUUAAAGCUAAUUUUGUACCUAGUAUCAGUACAUCUGUAGGAGCACCAAAAAACAAUAAUGAUAGCUUAAAUUAGAUAGGUAGAUAGAGAGACAGACAGAUAGAGAUAGAUAGACAGACAAACAUACAAUUUUAGCUUAUUUUUACUAAUCCUCAACACUACCACAAAAAGCUCUAUAGAUAUGUUUUGUCAUUUAUAUGUAUGACCAUUUUUGUUAGACCAUUCCAAUAAAGCAAGACCAUCAUAGCAAAUUAAGAAAAAUUCCUAAACAAUAAGCAUUUGUUAUAAAAAUGUGAUGAAAUUGUGCACUUUUUACAAAAGAUAUUCCACUAUUUAUUGAAAAUAUUUACUCUUUAGAAAUUAAAAUGUACACCUUCAUUCAUAUUUAUAAUGAUUUAUUUUCUACAACUACAAUGUAAUUGAAUUUGUAAUGUAAUAAUAAUUCCUAAUUGUUAGUAGCAUUGU
Physella acuta is the source of this 3075-nucleotide messenger RNA. RefSeq names its product plasmolipin. Gene Ontology annotation, cellular component: membrane. Lineage: Eukaryota; Metazoa; Mollusca; Gastropoda; Physidae. The record is from RefSeq and is a predicted model, not a curated record.